GUCCUCUUGUUCUGAAGGCUGCGGUAUUGUUCAGUUCCUCAAUUUCGCCGCGAGGGAAACUCAACGCCAGGCACUUGCGCUACCUUCCUGGCAUUCCUCGCAGAUUUAGAAAUAUGUGGCAUUGAGAAGUUAGAGGUGCGUACUAGCUGCCCAUAGAUGUACUGGAAUAACAGAUCAUUAAAAACUACCAGGGCUACCGAUCAUGCCUUCAUUGCGGAAACCUUUUCUCCUUCACAAGAACAGGUUACCGCCGACACGGAGAGCGUUUUGACUGCCAACGUAGAUUCAUUGACUUACCAGGAGCGAUCGUCUUUCGCGGAUGAGUACUCCAGGAUGGGCUUGCGAUCUCCGCUAGUAGUACUCUUGCAGCCCAGCGAACUGCAUCGCAGGUUUCGCAGCCCAGGCUCGUCCAUAUACACAACGGGCUCACGCAGACUGCAUGACAUUCGAAAGAAUGACCUACGUUUUGUUCCCUAUAUCGAACAUCGACUCAGAGCAGGCGACUGGAGCGAGCCAUAUUUCAGAACAUCAUGCUGGUACUUCACACUGACUCGGAUCAGUCCUCUAGCAAAUGUAAUUCGGCCCCAGCACGGUAGUCGUUCAAUCCGAGCUUAUAACCCUUGCGCCCGGGAAUGCCAGCGUGGACUGUAUAUUAUGGUAGCAUUAGCGAUCACUACGCAUCGGGCAGUUCUGCAUAUGAUAUUAGAUGCGAGUGGAGUACUAGUUUUCAGAAUCCCCUUGUUUUCUCGACGUUGUUUUAGGGGAGCGCCACAGCCGACAGGCAACUGCGUGCAUAUUACAUGGUAGAGACAAAUGUGUUUCCAUAUGAGAACUGUCUUCGGAAUAAUAUUCCACGGUACCACAUGCUCAGAUUGUGCUCAGAUCUGGCGAACUUCUCGUACAGCUUUGUUGUCCACAGUCACGAAGGCAACAGAUGAGAUAUUCCUGUGGGCCCAUUCCAACAUAAAUAUGCUAUGUUCAACAAUACCAAUGGCUCCGCACGGUUCGGUUCAGCAUGCUUCGGUCACUCCUUGGAUUCACCACCAAGCC
Suillus paluster is the source of this 1050-nucleotide messenger RNA. RefSeq lists its product as uncharacterized. The coding region runs from base 157 to 807 and encodes 216 amino acids. The transcript has 3 exons. The record is from RefSeq and is a predicted model, not a curated record. Lineage: Eukaryota; Fungi; Basidiomycota; Agaricomycetes; Boletales; Suillaceae.